CUCCAGCAUCCCCCCCUCGAUCAAGAUGUGGCACCUUAAACUCUUUGCAGUACUCGUCAUCUGCCUGUUGCUGGCAGUCCAGGUCCACGGCUCCCCGAUACCGGAACUGAGUUCCGCCAAGAAAAGGCCGAGGAGAAUGACUCCAUUUUGGAGAGCGGUUUCCCUCAGGCCCAUUGGAGCCUCUUGCAGAGAUGAUUCGGAGUGCCUCACGAGGCUGUGCAGAAAAAGACGCUGUUCCCUAAGUGUGGCCCAGGAAUGAUGUAAAUACCAGGGGGAGAGGACAGCACUUACCUGCGACAAUGCUCCGUUCUAUGGAAUAUUGGUUAACUGCAUUUGACUGGAGACACUUAAGUGAAGCAACCUUGUGUUUUUAAAGACAGAUGUAUGCUUUAAAUCGGUCUCCAUUUCUUCUUAGAAUGUUCAUAUGUAGAUAAGCCUAACAACUUGUCAACUUAAGAGUUUAUUUUUCUAUGUGUACUAUUAUUUAAACUGUGGCAGCCUGGAA
Messenger RNA from Sus scrofa (pig), 505 nucleotides. RefSeq names its product liver enriched antimicrobial peptide 2 (gene LEAP2). NCBI's taxonomy places the organism in Eukaryota, Metazoa, Chordata, Mammalia, Artiodactyla, Suidae. Gene Ontology annotation, biological process: defense response to bacterium; antimicrobial humoral immune response mediated by antimicrobial peptide. The record is from RefSeq and is marked provisional.